AUGGGUUUAUUUAAUACGAUUUUCGGUGAUAUUAAACUUACCGAUGUUUUGAUCGGAUUGUUAACCAUAACAUGUUCAUACGUUUUUUAUUUCUACUAUAAAUACUUUACUCGUCUCAAUCCACUUCCAGGUCCGAUUCCACUCCCGUUAAUAGGUAGUUUUGCAAUCUUCAUGGAAGAUAUAGAUGCUUGGUUCUUUAGAUUGAACAAAAUUUAUGGACGUGAUGGCAUUUUCGAAUUGAAUAUUGCUGGCAAUAGACAAAUCAUUAUGACACGUACCGACUAUGUAGAUAAAUUUAUGACGAGUAGUACUUCGUCGCACAUCAUGAGAACCGCGAACAAUGGACUCUUGGACCUAUUUGAUCUUCAUAAUAAAGGGGUAGGAUUGAAUCAUAGUUAUCAACAUUGGAAAUUCAACCGUCAGAUCUUCUCGCAGGCCGUCAUGCCAUUGAGCUUAACCAACAAGCCCAGUAACAUCUUGAAUCAAUUGUUUGAAGAAAUGGCAGGUCUUUGGAUCGAUUUGAAACCGGAAAACGAUUAUGGAACCACGAUCGAUAUGGCCGCUUGGUUGCGUCGUUUCACGGCGGAUUUCAUAUCCUUGUUGACCACCGGGAAACAUAUUUCCGUCAUGAAUCAUUAUCGUGGGAAAUUGAAGCGUGAUGUGAUGACCGAGGAGAUGAUCGAAUCCGAAGAGUUCAUCGAUUGCAUAAACACCUUUGUAUCGGACAAUCAAAUCAUCUUCGUACCUAAAAUUUUGAAAGACUUGCCUUUGAUUAAACCUCGGGUGAAUAAAUUGUUAGAUAAUUGUGAUCGGUUUUAUAAUAAAUUGGUGAACAUCAUCCGAAACAGAAGAAAGGAAAUUGAGAAAGAAAUCAAGAUUGGUUUAUUUAAGACGGAACAAAUGGAUUUGUUGACAUCUUUAAUCAUUGCCAAUACACAAUAUGAUCCUAAUCCUCAAAAAAAUCUUGACCCAACAAUGAACAAACUAAUGACUGAUGAUGAAAUCCGUGGUGUUAUGUUCGACGCUUUUGUGGCCGGUACUGAUACAGUAAGUGAUCCAACACUGUCAUUUGAUUUCAAUCGUUAA
This is a messenger RNA of Funneliformis caledonium, 1086 nucleotides long. Lineage: Eukaryota; Fungi; Glomeromycota; Glomeromycetes; Glomerales; Glomeraceae. The record is from the annotation of a GenBank genome assembly.